Molecule: messenger RNA, 1014 nt
Organism: Dendronephthya gigantea
Lineage: Eukaryota; Metazoa; Cnidaria; Anthozoa; Malacalcyonacea; Nephtheidae
Product: ATP-dependent DNA helicase Q1-like
Exons: 3
Coding region: 1-864 (287 amino acids)
Biological process (GO): double-strand break repair via homologous recombination
Cellular component (GO): chromosome; nucleus; cytoplasm
Molecular function (GO): nucleic acid binding; four-way junction helicase activity; 3'-5' DNA helicase activity
Source: RefSeq, a predicted model, not a curated record
AUGCCAACUAAGAAGCGCAGCAAUAUUGUUCUAGUUAUUUGUCCUCUAAAUUCAAUAGUUGAAGACCAACUGAAAAUCUUGAAGGAUAGAGGUAUCUCGGCUAAUGUACUUGUUGGAAGAAGCAAAGAUCGUAGCGAGAUUGAAAAGUUGUUCUCAUCGUCACCAGCUACUGAAGACAAAUCGUCCAACGAAAACCUUAGUCACCUUACUGAGGAAGACUAUCAAAUCCCGAACGACAUACUAAAUGGAGAAUGUUCGAUUGUAUUUGCCCACCCAGAAGCUCUAUUAAGCAAAGAAGGACGAAAAUUAAUGACAAGUCAAAUUUACCAAGACAAUGUUGUAGCUUGUGUAAUUGAUGAGGCACAUUGUGUUGAGCUAUGGGGCGAGGAGUUUCGAACAGACUUUAAAGACCUAUCCUCACUAAAAGCAUUCUUUCCAUUGGUUCCAACUAUUGCGCUGACAGCAACAGCUUCACCAGUAAUGUUGGAAAAGUUGAAAAAAAGUCUUCUGCUUGCCAGCUGCAAAAUUGUGUCUGUCAACCCAAACAGAAUGAAUAUAUACCUGGAAAAAAAGAUUCGACUUAGCAACAACGUGGGUAAUGAGAGUUAUAGAGCCAUUAUUGAACCAAUUGCUCAGGAGCUAGCAAUUAGAAGAGAGAAAUACCCAAUGACAAUUAUAUAUUUAAAGUUGAAAUAUUGUGGAUAUGCUUACUCUCUAUUUGAGAGAAUUCUGAAGGAUGACCAAUAUGUGGGGAACUCAAAAGAGCCAGCUGGGAGACUUUUUGCACAAUUCCACUCCCCACAAACUGACCGUAUGAAAAAGGAAAUCAUAAGAGAGAUAAAGAAAGAAGACUCAAGGUUUUGACAUGAUGUUUGUAAUGCAAAUAGCAACUUUCAAACUGGAGGAACAAUGACAAUGAUCAAAGUAUGUAUUGGUAAUAGUUUUGUUAACAGAUUAACAGAAAAAAAAUUUGUUAACAAAUUAACAGACAGCUUUGGGAAAACUAUGUAAAUU